AUGCUCAUCGCGGCAUUUCUAUUAUAUUUUGCGAUACCGACACAACGUGUAUGGGCCUUGAAGGUAGCCUUUCCCUCCCCUCCAACGGCCGCUCAAAACAAUACCUUUCUUUGGACGCAAGAGGAUGAUGAUCCAGAUGACGUAUGGCUGAGGACUCAGAGACUGGAUGAUACUGGAGCUACUUCAUGGUCCGAUAACACCGUACACUUGGAUUUGUCACAUUCGGCCGGAAGAGCUCAGAUUCAUUUCGACAGAGCGGGGCUAUUCAACGUUGGGGCUUUCGAGUCUGAAGACAACCCAAAUCACGACCACAAGGUGCCUAUCUCAAUUACGCAGGCCACCGUAUCCGUCAAUCCGACCUCUGCUGGCGCUAUCAGUGGGACGUCGGAACCUGUCUCGUUUAUACAGGCCACCGUAUCCAUGAAUUCGACUUCUGCUGGCACUAUCAGUGGGACGUCGUCGUCCGUAUCAUCCUCCACUUCAGUUGGCAGCCCAUCAACUUCAAUGCCAUCGGAGGAGAAAAAUGGAGCUAAACAACGACCCAAAAACGUUGCUGUCAUAGUGGGUCUAACUGUCGGAUUCAUAACCCUCGGCAUUAUCGGGGCUAUCAUCUUGUACUUCAACCACUACAGACGCCGAUGGAAGACCGAUAUGACGCCUCCGAUUGUGACCCCCUUUUCUGAUACAACGGGUUAUAACAUCACACGCACGGAUAUAAAGGAACGACAGAAGCAGUUGUUUGGACAGAGAGAACGCCGUAAACGCCAGUCACGGGUGUAUGAGCAAGCGCCUCAGACGUCUGCCGCCAACAAUCAGACUGAUGAUACUGGAAUAGAUCAACUGAGAGACACCAUGCAAGAACUUCGCCAUCAGGUGGAUAUUGUAACGCAGAGAAUGGGGGCUUUGGAGGCAGGAACGGCACGGCCGCCGGAUUACAGCCCCAGGGUUAGAAUAACGGACAUCAUCGAAUAA
Molecule: messenger RNA, 972 nt
Organism: Marasmius oreades (fairy-ring Marasmius)
Lineage: Eukaryota; Fungi; Basidiomycota; Agaricomycetes; Agaricales; Marasmiaceae
Exons: 4
Coding region: 1-972 (323 amino acids)
Source: RefSeq, a predicted model, not a curated record